Molecule: messenger RNA, 696 nt
Organism: Zingiber officinale
Lineage: Eukaryota; Viridiplantae; Streptophyta; Magnoliopsida; Zingiberales; Zingiberaceae
Exons: 1
Coding region: 1-696 (231 amino acids)
Molecular function (GO): nucleic acid binding
Source: RefSeq, a predicted model, not a curated record
AUGGAUGGCCAGUCAGAAUGGGUGAUUCAGAUUUUGGAGGACCUGCUACGAGCGUGUAUAUUGGAUUUCAAGGGAAAUUGGGAGUCAAAAGCUACGGCCCUGAUAGAGUUCACCUAUAAUAACAAUUAUCAAGCCACAAUAGGUAUGGCUCCAUAUGAAGCGUUGUAUGGAAGAAAGUGCAGAACGCCGUUGCAUUGGGAUGAGGUCGGAGAGAUAGCAGUUCUGGGCCCAGACAUAGUAACCCAAACAGUGGAACUGGUGGAGAAAAUUCAGAAUAGAAUGCAGGCAGCGCAAAGCCAUCAAAAUAAUUAUGUUGAUCAGCGACGAAGAGAUUUGGAAUUUGUAGUAGGGGAUCACAUAUUCCUUAAAAUGUCGCCAAUGAAAGGGGUAAUGAGGUUCAGAAAGAAAGGGAAGCUCAGUCCAAGAUAUAUUGGGCCUUUUGAGAUCCUGGAUAGGGUGGGAACUCGAGCUUACUGGGUUGCUCUACCACCAAAUCUGUCAGAGGUACAUAAUGUGUUUCAUGUAUCUAUGCUUAGGCAAUACAUUGCUAAUCCAUCUCAUGUGAUUGGACAUGAGUCCAUGCAGUGGACGCCAGAUCUGACCUAUGAGGAACGGUCGAAACAGAUCCUUGAUUGCCAAGCCCGAAAACUGAGGAAUAAGGAGAUCAAGAUGGUGAAGAUCCUAUGGGGAAAUUAG